GCCUAAAUUAAUUUUUUCCGGGUCACCACUCCCUGCUACAAGGACAAGGCGCCCGUGAGACAUAUCCUACCCUCCUCUGCCAGUUCUCCCGCAGGCAGCUGCACGUGCCUCCGUGCCGGUCCGAGACAGGCGACGAAACGAACACCCGGGCGAGGCCCCACGGCGCGUCAAUCUUGGGGAGGUGACUUCCCGGACUCCGCCCGCGCCCGGCGCACGCACGCAUGCGCACUGCAGUCAGCAUGAGGGUCGCGGCUCUGAUCAGUGGUGGGAAGGACAGCUGUUAUAAUAUGGUACAGUGCGUUGCUGCUGGGCAUCAGAUUGUUGCUUUAGCGAAUUUAAGACCAGCUGAUAACCAAGUGGGGUCUGAUGAGCUGGAUAGCUACAUGUAUCAGACAGUGGGUCAUCAAGCCAUCGACUUGUAUGCAGAGGCAAUGGCUCUACCCCUCUAUCGCCGGUCCAUAAGAGGAAGAAGUUUGGACACAGGACUGGUGUACACCAAAUGUGAAGGAGAUGAGGUUGAAGAUCUUUAUGAGCUUUUGAAACUUGUUAAGGAAAAAGAAGACGUAGAAGGAGUAUCAGUAGGUGCCAUACUUUCUGAUUAUCAACGUGCCCGAGUAGAAAAUGUGUGUGAAAGGCUUGAUCUCCAGCCUCUGGCUUACCUUUGGCAGAGAAACCAGGAAGAAUUGCUCCGAGAGAUGAUAGCAUCUAACAUUCAAGCAGUAAUCAUCAAAGUCGCUGCUUUUGGUUUAGAUCCAGAUAAGCAUCUUGGAAAAACCAUAGAACAAAUGGAACCUGUUCUCUUAGAGCUUUCUAAAAAGUAUGGAGUCCAUGUUUGUGGAGAAGGAGGAGAGUAUGAAACAUUCACUUUGGAUUGCCCUCUGUUUAAGAAGAAAAUAAUUGUGGAUUCAUCAGAAGUCGUCACACAUUCUGCUGAUGCAUUUGCACCUGUGGCUUACCUACGCUUUUUAGAACUGCACUUGGAAGACAAGGUGUCUCCAGUGCCUGAUAAUUACAGAACAUCUAAUUGUAUAUAUAAUUCUUGAAAAAUAUUUUUUAAAACUGAUAAGCUACCAUUUUUAUAUGAAAACCACAAAUACCUUUUUAAUUUUGUCAGUUAUUACAAUCAGUUUUUUCUCAUUACUUUUUAUUUGUAUCUUAGAAAAAAUAUACCAUUAUCAAAAAAUUUGAUGAAACCAUUAAUUUUUUUGGAAAAGUGUCUAUGACUUGUUUGUAAUUUUUACAAAAUUCCUGGAGAUUCGCGUUCUCUUUUGUUAACACAUACUCCUUAUAACCUGUGUGAGUUACGUACCUCCUUUUGUCCUUUUUACUUUACUUCCAACUCUCAUUUCUACAACAAAAAUGUCUUUUCUUUCAUCACGGUGAUUUUCUCUCCUUUUCUGUUUCUAUAUCUCUCUGUUGUGUGCUCACUUGGUUCUAUUCGUACAGAAGUUUUUGAAAACUAAGUUGAAAAGGUAACCUCAAUAUUCAGCCAAUCGAUGAGUUUAUUCCAUCAAAUGUCACCAAAGUGUUUUCUCAUCGUAGUUUUAUAUUUUUUUUUACUUCUAAGAUAAGGUAAUUUUAAUUUACAUUAUAUUCAAAGGCUUAUUCCUCAGCUUAAUAAAUUGUUCAGUAAAUAAAAAGUGAAAAACCAUAGUUCAGCAGGAAUAUAAACAAGGGCCAUAAAGUUAUCAAAAUAAGUAAAUCAAUUUUGCUCAUACGAAGUAUGAGUUUUUAAGUAGCCACAAAUCAUUAAAACUAUAGUGAUAUGUCAUCCCUAAUUAUUUUUUUGACAAAUACUUAAUGUUUGACAAAACAUUAUACUUAAA
Ochotona princeps (American pika) is the source of this 1826-nucleotide messenger RNA. It is a transcript of the gene DPH6, whose product is annotated as diphthamine biosynthesis 6. The record is from RefSeq and is a predicted model, not a curated record. NCBI's taxonomy places the organism in Eukaryota, Metazoa, Chordata, Mammalia, Lagomorpha, Ochotonidae. The transcript has 9 exons. Gene Ontology annotation, biological process: protein histidyl modification to diphthamide. Gene Ontology annotation, molecular function: diphthine-ammonia ligase activity. Bases 222 to 1043 code for a protein of 273 amino acids.